AUGGAUACUGUUGCUAAUGGAGAAUAUUUCGGAUUCGAUCAUGUUACCUUCUGGGUAGGUAAUGCUUUGCAAGCUGCUGGAUGGUAUAUCGCUCGUUUCGGUUUCGAGAAUGUUGCAUACAGAGGUCUUGAGACUGGUGACCGUAAGUACGUCACUCACGUCAUCAAGCAAGACAAGAUUUUCAUGUCUUUUGUCUCACCAUUGACCUGCGAUGAUGAGGUAUUCGCUGAUCAUAUGAAGCGUCAUGGUGAUGGUGUCCGUGAUGUCGCCUUCACUGUCUCUGACGUCAAUGCCAUCUACGAACAGGCUGUCGCCUCUGGUGCCAAAUCAAUCAGAGCUCCAGAGACCAUCUCUGACGAGCACGGAUCCGUCGUGAUCGCUACCAUCGCCAGUCCAUACGGUGAAACCUCACACACCUUUGUCGACAGAUCAAAGUACACCGGUGCUUUCUUGCCAGGUUACACUGACAAGGUCAUCGACGAUCCACUCUCAAAGAUCGCCGCCACCCCAGGAUUAUUACACAUCGAUCACAUCGUUAGCAAUCAACCAGAUCUUCAAAUGACUCCAGUCGUCGAGUGGUACGAGAACGUCUUGAAGUUCCACAGAUUCUGGUCGGUCGACGACAAGACCAUUCACACUGAAUACUCAUCGUUGCGUUCGAUCGUAGUCACCGACAAGGACGAAGCCAUCAAGAUGCCAAUCAACGAACCAGCCAACGGUAAGAAGAAGUCACAGAUUCAAGAGUACGUCGAUUUCUACGCAGGUGCCGGUGUUCAACACAUUGCUUUGCGUACCAACGAUAUCAUCAGCUCUGUCGCUGCCAUGAAGGCACGUGGUGUUCAAUUCCUCUCAGUACCAAAGAGCUAUUACACCAGCUUGCGUGAGAAGCUCGCUCAUGCUCCAAUCACCGUCAAGGAGGAUCUCGACAGACUCGAACAACUUCAUAUUCUCAUCGAUUACGAUGACAAGGGUUAUCUCUUACAGAUUUUCACCAAGAACGUCGAAGACAAACCAACCGUCUUCUUUGAAGUCAUCCAAAGAAACAAUCAUCAAGGUUUUGGUGCUGGUAAUUUCAAGUCUCUCUUUGAAGCCAUCGAACGUGAGCAAGAAAAGAGAGCUACUACUAUUUUAAAUAUUCUUAUUUUUUAUAAUCUAUUCGGUUUAACAUCUGCUUUGAUUCAACUAGAAUCAACCUGUUAUAUGGUAAGAGUAGACAGUGGUACACCACCGCAACCAAAUCCUGAUUCCUCUUUUAAUUUUUCAUCAUCCACACCUGACACAAAACAAUCAUCAACAUCUCCAACACCUACACCUCAUGCCAAUGCCAAUUCCAAUUGGGGAGCAACAGGCCUGAAUGGAUUAAUACCCCAAAACAUAAAGGACCCAUUGACUAAUCCACAAAAUAACUUAGGGCAAAGCAAUCCUCUAACCAAUGCCCUGGAAAAAGCAACUGCUAUCGUUCCAUCUACUACCACUUCGUCUGGAGGCAGUCUGACAAGGGCACUCGACCAGAUUGAUAAAAAUCUAAAAGAGGAGGUGCCAUCCAAACUACCAUCGCCCUCUGCUAUUUUACAAAACCCACCGGCAGCUAUUACUGCUAGUGGCAUCACCAAUGUCAUUCCACAGAGUGCAACCAAAAAUCUACCAAAACUAGCUCAGAUUCCAUUGAAUCUAAAUUGUAGUGGUGCAAUCUGUCCAAAUGGAAAAUGUGUAACAACAGCAACCCAAUGUAUAAAACAAUUGACUGGAAUAAUUCCGCGUUGUUCACCUGAAUUUCCGGUGCGUUGUCUCGAUGGAAGUUGUAAAACUACGCUUGCACUAUGUCCCAAGCUGACGGAUGAGCUACAUCUGUGCAAUGACGAAGUGUGUCCCGAUGGUAAAUGUGGUCCUUGUUUUGACUACGACGGAUGCAGUCUGGAUCAACCGUUCCAAUGUCCAAACGGCGUCUGUGUCGAGUCGGUAUCAGAGUGUUACCAAUGUAAAGACGGACAUCUUCGUUGUUUCGAUGGUUCGUGUGUUUCACCUUGUCCAUACCCACCGUUCUACUUUAAACCGAUCAGUAUUGUGACACUUUUAACAGAGCGUGACGUACAAACACUGAUACCGGUGAGUACCUACAGUUCACCACUCAACUACACAACGGAAAUCAAGAAACUCCUAGACAUUUACAUUGAACCAACAUCAUUCCCUGAGAAUACAACAUUCUCAGUGUCACCGGUUUCCGACUCCUACGUCAACACCAUCAAUGGAGAAUACAAUUGGCCUGUCAACACAUCCUAUCAACUAUUCCUCUUGUCGCCAGUCAUAAACAUAACAGCAACCUACAAAGGUAUUCCACAGACCAACUUUGAACCAAAAGUUAAAUUGGUAUUUGAAUUGAUGACACCACCAGAUUUUAAUAUCUCAGAUAUAUGUCUUGGAUAUAUAGAUGUGAUUACUAAUCGUUGGACAUGUAUACCAGACUCUGUUGAAUCGAUAAACGGAAGUACUGUGACAACUUACACCGAUCAUUUUACAUCGUUUGCUCUACUGACCAGAGUACAGUAUGAUGAGAGUGAGGGAGGAGCUCCAGUUUUCGGUGAGUCUGGACCAAUCAUUAGCCACCACACACUCAUGUUCUCGCUGAUCUUUGGUGCUAUUGGCUUGGCAGUGAUCACAAUCGUCGUAGGUGUUUUACUUCACUACCGUAGUAAACACGGUGGUGUUAGGAAAUGGAUGGUCUUUAGUCGUACCAAAUCAUCUUCCAACAACGUCACCAACAACAAUAAAAAAUACUGA
Heterostelium album PN500 is the source of this 2778-nucleotide messenger RNA. RefSeq names its product 4-hydroxyphenylpyruvate dioxygenase family protein (gene hpd). NCBI's taxonomy places the organism in Eukaryota, Evosea, Eumycetozoa, Acytosteliales, Acytosteliaceae. Bases 1 to 2778 code for a protein of 925 amino acids. Gene Ontology annotation, biological process: L-tyrosine catabolic process. Gene Ontology annotation, molecular function: 4-hydroxyphenylpyruvate dioxygenase activity. The transcript is spliced from 6 exons. The record is from RefSeq and is a predicted model, not a curated record.